AUUACCAUCAUCACUAUGCUGAAUCGAUUUACAUCAUAUAUCAAAUACGAAGGGUCUAUAAAACGUGCUUUCCAUAGCAACAGUCGAAUAGCCAAAAAUGCUACUGAUUUGCCAAAACCAAAACCGAAAGCUAUUCUACGUAGAACAGCUGCAGAGCAAUCUGCACCAGUUCGUUCAAAGCUCGUGUAUUCGCCUGGUAGAAGUGAUGUUAUGCCAGUGAACGCUUUCUCUACAGCAGAGCGCUAUGAUUUUGCAGCCUUGGCAGCUGGUCUUAAAUCAUUUAAUUCAUACUUAGUCCCAGAUACAGACGGUGCGAUUUACAUCCCAUUAGAAAAUGGUAAAAAGGAAGUUUUUGUCUUCAGAUCAGGAAGUUUCGUUACCUGGGGUAUGGACUCCUCACAAGGUGAACGCUUUCUUCGUCAAGUCAUCAGACGAGGUAACUCUGUCAGUACGAACAGUCUACAGAAAGUAUUAGUUGCAAGUGGAAGAUGGAAAUGGACAGGAAAGAAUGAAGAUAAUGGUACUGCAGGUUGGGUCGAAAAAAAUCGUUAUCUCGACUACGAAACAGAACAGUUAGACUAUGUCAUUGAUCCAUCAGAAUCUACUAGACUACAAGGUGACUUGAUCGUCCUUGGAAAAGAGGCUGAGCUCAACACUUCACUUUCAACAUCAAUCCAGAGCUUGACACCUACUGGUGCACAAUUGCAGGACACCAUAUACCCUGUUUUACUUUCAAAAUACGCAUUUUCACAUGCAUUGAGUCGUAGUGCAAAACUUUCAGCUCUGGAGUCUCAAUUAUCAACUUAUCUUUCAAAAGUAUCAUCAAUUCCUGCGUAUUUAGCAUUGAAUGGGCACAUACCACCUGAGAUGGAUAGAAAGGCCAUCGCUAGUAGUAUGGGAGAGUUGUUAAGGUUUAGACAGGGAUUGAAUCUUGAGCUUGACAAUGAAGGUGAGAACUUCUGGGGAGUACCAGACGUUUUAUGGGAUGAGCAAGUCCUAGAGAGUUACUUCCAACAAGUUUCUGAAGUACUUGACAUAAAGCCACGUGUUGACGCCGUUAAUCAAAAGAUUACAUAUGCAGCAGACGUCCAAGCAACGUUGAGAGAUUAUUUACAAACUCAAACAAGUCAUAGGAUGGAAUUGAUCAUCAUUGCUUUGAUUACAGUUGAAGUGGCUUUAGCUAUCAUAACCCAUGGUAGAGAGAUAUAUCUGGUUAUGACUGAGAGCGAAGAUGAUCAGAAUAUGAAGGAGGAGCAUCAGACUGAGAAGAGAGUUGCAUAAGUGGAGUUUCCAACAUUAAUAACUGAACAUUAUUGUAAUAGACACUUAUGUAAUGACUUAAACUCAACAAAUUCUUAUAUUCAAAGUCUGGAAUGUCUUCUAGAACGAUACCUUUGGUAAAGUGAUGAGUAAUUUCAUCAGAUUUGAAAUCUGUAUGCUGAUGUUCUAGGUUUGAUUUUGAAAAUGUAUACAGAGGAUGAUCCAUUAUUCUGAAUUCAUGCCAGUCUCGUGUUCUAAGCUUAAUUACCCGAUUGAAAUGUAUUAUCAGAUCAAAAUCUUCGAGUAGCUGAUCUUUUCUGAGAGUUAAAGCUAGUUUAAAGGGCAAUAAAACCUUUGUAGGGAAUGAAGCAACAUUUGGUACUUGCAUAACUACGCUAAUAAGUGAUCUGUUAUAUGUCACAGUAUUCAACAAUUUCCGAAAAUCAACAACAUCUAUAGUAUUCGUGGUUGAUUUAAUGAGAUCAAACUUGAAAUUGACUUUCUUUGUCCUUUUGAAUAGUUUCCUAUAGUCUAUGCAUAGAACCAACUCAUAUGCUGCCUCAACUUUGACAUCAUCAAGCGCGUACUUGAACGUAGGCACGAGAUUAUCACUCAUACUGAAACUAUAGUCAAAUGAGUUCGCGCGUUCAUCAAGUGAUUGCUGAAUAUUAUGUGUCUCCACAUUAUAAAGCGAUAUUAUAUCAUCAACAAGCUUCAAACUCCUACUAAAUUCAGAUGUACGUAAGUGCAAAUCGCCACUAAGCUUCAAGUAAAUCUCUUUAACGUCUUUGAAUUCAUCUAUCGUAAUUUUACCUUGAAGUUU
Wallemia mellicola CBS 633.66 is the source of this 2083-nucleotide messenger RNA. RefSeq lists its product as hypothetical. The record is from RefSeq and is a predicted model, not a curated record. NCBI's taxonomy places the organism in Eukaryota, Fungi, Basidiomycota, Wallemiomycetes, Wallemiales, Wallemiaceae. The coding region runs from base 16 to 1281 and encodes 421 amino acids. Gene Ontology annotation, biological process: positive regulation of mitochondrial translation. The transcript has 4 exons.